Messenger RNA from Moneuplotes crassus, 1882 nucleotides. The record is from the annotation of a GenBank genome assembly. NCBI's taxonomy places the organism in Eukaryota, Ciliophora, Spirotrichea, Euplotida, Euplotidae.
UAGCUGACCGCAAAUGGCAUCAGGAUUAAACUUAGACAUGGACCCUAUCAAACUAGACGACGAAAAUAGAGACCUACUGGAGCAACUCCAUGAACAAAAUAAAAUAGUUAAGUUUGAUUGGGAAAACAGAUGGCUGAAGGGAGAAGAAUACUUUUACAUCUUAGCAAAUAUGGAAAAUUACUCAAAGAAUUUGGGCAUCGAGAAGUUCGGCGUCAAGAAACAUCCAGAAAAUAUAUAUAUAGAGCCUAUAAACGGCCUGCUGUAUUUCGUUAAGGGAAAUUCUAUUGGAUCAGAGUUUGGAUUUCCUAGGUUAGGUAUUAAGAAGAGAUAUAAGUGGAAAAAGAUGAAUUUUACCACAGAUCUACCUAAAAGAGACCCGUUGGUUAGUUACAUCGUAGCAAGUGCAGUCAAAUGAGAAAAAUUCUUCCCAGGGUCCUCUAAGGAUGGUCCUUGCUAUAGAAUGCAUGCUGUUAUACUGAAAAAGAGAAAGACACCUGUCUAUCCUGGGUGACAUGUGAAUCCGAAGUGAUAUUCAUAUAUUUUAUGCCAUGUCAGGAAAGUAAAAUUCAGAAAAGGGGCUGGUGACGAGCAAUCAGAAGCAGUAAACAAUGAGGUCGGAACUGAGAAUAAUAACCAUGAAGAGACCAAGGUAUCAAAAACUGGCAAUAAAAGAGGAAGACCCAGAAAAAAUCCAAUUUCACAUAAGGAUGAAAAUCCUCCUCAGAAAGCAAAGAGAGGGAGAAAACCUAAGAAGCUGUAUGAUAUCAUUCCUGAAGAACACAAAGAAAUUGACUCUCACGAAUUUUCGGAUAAUCCAAUAGAUCAUGAGCAGGAAUCAUCUCCUAUUAGAGUAGUCGAAAGGAACAUGAAAUUACAGGACAGUCACACCUUCUCUUUCGAUAGCUUAGCAAAUUUAACAAAGCAGAAUGAUAACUACAAUACCAAUAAUUUGCCAUUUUAUCCUCGGAAGCAGAGUCUAAAUAAUCCAUUUGAUAAAUUUUGAGCAGAUAUUCCAUCUAGCAUGAAUCUUUUAAACGAGCCAGGAAGAUCCAGAAGGGUUUCUUCAGCAUACUCUCCGUAUAACAUCCCUGGAAACUUUCCAAGUAGCAUUGUCUCUCCCAGUCCAAUCCGGGGAAAUUACAUGGCUGAUUUCAAAUCAGGGAAUUUCACCAUGAGAAAAAUGAGUACAAACCAAAAUGGAGAGGAUGAAGCUCAGAAACAAAUCAAUGACAUUAUUUCCAAAUCUUUCAAAGACUGGAACAACAAGCCUGGUCGCAAAGAAACAGAAGAUAUUGAUUUCUCUGGGCAAGAUAAUCCCAUACUAAAUUUAUUAACAAAUGGAGGGAAUAAUGGAAAUGAGCAGAAAUCGUCCCCGUUUAAUGUAGCUUCUGGCUCAAUCUUGUCUCCUGAUUAUAAACCUCGCUCCCUAUCGAUCAACUCAUGUGGGUGGUCACUUCCGCCUCACACUCAGCUUCAAAGGAAAAACCAGAAAAGUGGGUGGGAUUUGAGCAAAAGACUUGACAGUCCAGGUUUCGGAAAUAAUGACACAAAGAGAAAGAUAGACAAUUCAAUAAUCGCAGUCUCUUCUUUUGGAAAGUUGGGCUUGUCAAAAUCUGCAAUGCCAAGGAAAAAUACGAUGCUAGAACCUCCAAAAACUCAUAAUAUGACUUCAAGUCCGCUAACUUUCCCCACACCUAGUGCUGCUUUCAAGCCAUUUAAAAAGAGAUCAUACUCAGUUGCGGAUUCUUCUUCUCAAAACAUCCCAGAAUCAGACGAAUUGAAGAAAAGGGACAUGAAGGCUGAAAGAAAAAUGGAGGAAGGAGUCCAGUAUAAGAAGCAAAGCCUGCCUUUGUAAAGCAGAUGUAUUCUCUCAUAUUUCAUA